Suillus subalutaceus is the source of this 2163-nucleotide messenger RNA. RefSeq lists its product as uncharacterized. Lineage: Eukaryota; Fungi; Basidiomycota; Agaricomycetes; Boletales; Suillaceae. The coding region runs from base 1 to 2163 and encodes 720 amino acids. The transcript has 6 exons. The record is from RefSeq and is a predicted model, not a curated record.
AUGGCCCUUGUUCACCAGCUCCACCUGUACCAAGGGGCCGCAAAGGUUUUGAUGUCACUUUCACCAUCUCAGGCCAUCAACGAUGACAUAGAAUUCUACGUGUCGAUCUUGGCGUAUUUCAUUGAUGUGCUUGUGGCAUUCCGUGAAGAAGUCAUGAUUUAUGCCCCAUGCACACGCAGCAAUUGGUGGUCAACUUGCCUUGACUAUCACUUCACCAUGGCAUUCAGCAACAACUCGCUAACCGAGGAGCAGCAGGCCAUUGCACUGGAAUCAAUAAAGCUCUCUUGGAAUGACUUCACCGAGAAGAAGAAGAGAUGCUUCCUGGUCAAACGGCCACAAGAAUCCACGACACAUUCUGAAAUGAUCGCUCGGGCAACUGUGGAACACACUACCGGCCAUAUCACGGAGAUUACAAACACCCAGCAGGUGACAGUCACACAGCUCGAGGGUGUUGUUCAUGUAGAUGAGGAUAAGGCUGGCGAAUGUUUGAUCGGGCACAAUACCUACAACAAAGGCACCAAUCUAUUGGAUGAGGAUGGAAGCACCAUCAGAAUUGGCUCCAAUGCCGACCUCACUAUUGCGACGGAGAGAGGAUCACGGCCAUCAGUACACCCCGCCGAGAGCGAGGAGAAUCAUGAUAUCAAUAUGGCAGAACUCCCUUACAUGGUUAAGGAUGCUGUCACACAGCCGCACAAACAUUUGAUGCACGGAUUUCUGCCAAUGGAUGAGGAUGGUGGCCGAGGGAUUGAAAAAUGUUCUAGACUUGAUAUUCACCCAAUGCCUGUGCAAGACAUACCGCAGAAUAUCACCUCCGCUGUAACACCAGCAUCGAACUGUAUUACCCCAGCUCUCAAUGACCAACUCAGCACAAACAUCCCAGUGGAUAAUACCGCAUUUCCAUGUUCGAUCGUACAUGAAUCUCCCGUUGAUGAUGGGUGUAGUUCUUCCUCUGUGCCGCAUGAUACAAGAUCAGUUGUCACAGGUCCUGUGAUGGCGGAGAGUUCCACGGUGUAUGGCACAUCGUCUGCGGUUGUCAGAGAUUACUCUAAUCGUGAGCACGAGGACGCUGAUGGGCUGGAGUAUAGUCGUGAAACAGAUGGUUCUCUUGGUGAGAUCAGGCCUGCUGACACAGCCAAAUAUGCCAUCAACAAUUGUAUCGGCGAUUCUUCAGCACUCAGCUUCCGCACUACUAUGGCCAAUACAAUGUUUUCCACACCAUCGAGGAUAAAUUCUCCGUGGAAAGACCUGUCUGGAGAUCAUGUACCUCCGGCUAUCCCUCAAUGGAUCAAUGCCUUGAAGAUGGUUGACAGGUCGCCUUCUCACAUCAAAGUGCUGCCUGGAGUUGGUGCAGGAUUUCGGUGGCCCAACCCUGCUCUUUUCACUCGCACAGAGAGCCCCGUGCACCAGGCCAGAGCGCUCUUCCGUUCUACAUACUGGAAGGAGUUCCUGGACAGCUUGUCGGUGGAGAAGCAGUUGAGGAGAUUUCCCCCAGAUUCAAGGAUCUAUUCCAUAAUGUACCGUGCGGGUGGUAUAGAUGAAGGCGAGGCGAGGGAGAUACGUGAGCAAGCUUUGGAUGCGUUCAAGGACGAUGCACCGGAGGCCAAGCAUGUGUUCAACUGGGUGGACGUUCAGUUCAAUGGCUGUUUGGCAAAAACCUUCGAGUUUCAUGGGCUCGUGUUUCAACUCAAAGACCUACUAAACAUCCCUCUGUCCAUCAUACCUCAAGUCAUAUGGGAAUUGUGUGAAAACAACUUCGCCGACGACGUGUUGUGGCUGGAUGCAUUGUUUAGGCGAUGUCAUGAUUCUGCCGAUGUCUACAGUUCACUACGUAGCGAGGAAGUUUACACGCUCUGUGGUAAGCAGGAGGUCAACACUCCGAUGCCAUUGGUCCGAAGGUCCUUUGGGUCAGAAAGAUGGAACCUGCGGGUGAAGCAUGUGGAAGGUUUCCAGCAGCUCAUGUCGGCCUGGCCUAAGUUCCCUGACCACCUCAAGACACCAGUUCCAACAGAAAAUGAAUACUCGUUCGAGGAGACAGAGCUGAAUGUCUUCGCCUUCUAUGCGCAAACUCAUUUUGACUACAUUGGUCGCAUUCCUGUCGUGCCUCGUCGCGUGCCAGAUAUGGGUCCAAUGUGGGUGUAUAAUGUAUACCGCAAGAAUCUAUAA